AUGAGCGGGCAGGCCGCCAGGGCGCCGCCAUCGGCGGCGGCGACGCGCCCUGACAUUAUCGACCUGUUGGACAGCGAUAGCGAGGACAGCCCAUUGCGCACCACUAGCGGCCGAGGUGCAGGGCCCUCCGGCCGUCAGGCCACAACAUCAGGCCAGCGCAGGCAGCAGCAGCAGCAGCGGCGCCGCUCGGCUCCAGGGAUGGCAGCAGCCGUGGGGGCACACGCCGACGUGAUUGACCUGACGGGACCUGCGGCGGAAGCCGACCUGCAGAUAGUGCGCAGCACAGUGCAGCGACUGCCAACGCGAGGCGUGAAGAGAUCUCGCCCCACAGCGGCGCAGCAGCUGUCGCCCAUGAAGCAGCUGCUGCUGCAGCAACUGCGCAACCCGCCACCGCCGCCGCCAGCGGAGCCCGAGCCAGAGGGCCCCAAAUGUGGCAUUUGCAUGGAGCCCAUGGGCGGCAGCCAAGGCCGCCAGAUGGCCAGCGGCAACUGCGGUCACGUCUAUUGCUACGACUGCCUGGUAGCGGCAGUGCGCACGCAGAAGAAAUGCCCGACGUGUCGAAAGGGGAUGCAGCAGCGCCAGAUCCACAAGGUGUUCAUCAAUACGUAA
Messenger RNA from Chlorella variabilis, 609 nucleotides. RefSeq lists its product as hypothetical. The transcript is spliced from 4 exons. Lineage: Eukaryota; Viridiplantae; Chlorophyta; Trebouxiophyceae; Chlorellales; Chlorellaceae. The coding region runs from base 1 to 609 and encodes 202 amino acids. The record is from RefSeq and is a predicted model, not a curated record.